Molecule: messenger RNA, 1593 nt
Organism: Salvia splendens (bonfire salvia)
Lineage: Eukaryota; Viridiplantae; Streptophyta; Magnoliopsida; Lamiales; Lamiaceae
Exons: 5
Coding region: 1-1593 (530 amino acids)
Molecular function (GO): nucleic acid binding; zinc ion binding
Source: RefSeq, a predicted model, not a curated record
AUGACCAGAAGGCGGGUGCACGUGAAAAGAAAUGACGAUGACAAACUUCGUGCGACUUGUAAAGGGCAAGGCUGUGAGUGGUAUGUGUACUUGAGGAAGCACGAAAUACACAACGGUCAGGAUUACGUGGUGAUGACUAUGCAACGCGAUCACGCGCACACAUGCUCACAGGUGUUGGAUUCGAAGUGGCUGACGGCAAAGUGGCUAGGUGAGCGUUAUAUGGAGAAGAUCAAAGCCAACCCUCACAUUCCACUUGCAGCUAUACGACAGUGUGUCGAUGAAGAUUUUGGCCUGAAGAUAGGUAGGAUGAAGGCAUAUCGGGCCAGAGAACACGCAUUGGACGACAUAUUCGGCUCUGCGGCAACCCAAUACAGAAACUUGUUCUACUACAAAGCCGAAUUGAAGCGGACGCACCCUGAUUCUAGCAUACAUAUACAUUAUGAGAAUACGAGGGAUUCUGGCGCCUGGAAGUGGUUCGUGGAGUACUUGUCUGAUGACCUUAACUUGCAUGCAAAUGGCCCACGAUAUGUGUUUAUGUCUGACCAACAAAAGGGCCUUGCAAAGUUGAUUGUUGAGGAAUUCCCACAGAGCGAGCAUCACUUCUGUGUUCAGCACAUAUACAACAAUUUCAAGAAGAGAUUUGUCAGAGAAAAUUUCAAAGACCAGUUAUGGGAGAUUGCCUCGAGUACCACCCUCAAACAUUAUGUGGACAAGAUAGAUGCUUUGCAGACCGAGUAUCCCCAAACAUCAGUGGCUUUCUCGAGUUGCUCGCAAAGAAAAAUUGCAUUGGCUCGAGAGAAAGCAAUUAUCAACAUGUUGGAGGACAUUCGAACAAGUCAAAUGGAAAGAAUUCAGAUCAGAGGCCAGUGGAUCAAAAGCUAUGAUCACGCAGUCCCUCCUGUUAUCAAGGAGCUUGUUGAUAAGUGGUACGCGCGGGCUUCAUCGUGGAGGGCUACAUGGAACGGACAAUCUUCGUACCAAGUAACUGGGCCGUCUGGCCAAUAUGUUGUCACCAUGCGCGAUUUUAUAUGCUCCUGUAGAUUGUGGCAGCUAACCGGAAUCCCGUGCACUAAUGCUAUCGCAACAAUCAACAUGAAGAGUGACGACGUGACGCGAUUCAUUUCCCGCUAUUAUUUGAAGUCAACAAUGAUCAUGUUGUACGAUAAUGUCCUUUACCCCAUCAAUGGAGUGGACAAUUGGCCCAAGACUACUUCUGAUUGUGCGGUGGAACUGGCACCCCCGAGGUCAAAGCGACAGCGUGGUAGGCCGAAGAAACUGAGACGUGAGGAGCCCCAGAUUCAUCUUCAUGCGGACGGAGGUGAGUCAUUGCAUCUCACCUUCGUGAUGAAAUGUCGUCGGUGCGGUCAAGAAGGUCAUAAUAGGAGGACAUGCAGCAAUGAUCCUCGGACAGAUGCCCGUUCUCAAGUUGGGGAGACUUCGCAGCACAACGGGUCGCGUGAACAUGGUGAGAGUACUUUGCCUGAGUCGUCAAACAAUCGCCGACGCCAAGAGCCUAAUGUUUCGGAUCCGGUAUCAAGGACUCGGACCCGGACUCAGCCUCAGCGAAGCGGCCGCUGCGGUGAUCAAGAUUGA